Anoplopoma fimbria (sablefish) is the source of this 3555-nucleotide messenger RNA. RefSeq names its product N-acetyllactosaminide beta-1,3-N-acetylglucosaminyltransferase 3-like. Gene Ontology annotation, molecular function: hexosyltransferase activity. Gene Ontology annotation, cellular component: membrane. The coding region runs from base 103 to 1263 and encodes 386 amino acids. NCBI's taxonomy places the organism in Eukaryota, Metazoa, Chordata, Actinopteri, Perciformes, Anoplopomatidae. The record is from RefSeq and is a predicted model, not a curated record. The transcript is spliced from 2 exons.
CCCAACAGGCUGACAGCAGAGAUAUGCUGCUGCACUGCUGCACACUGGAUUUAUCAACAGUCACUGGAGCUACAGAGCUAUUUCCUUUAACGAGUUUCAAGGAUGAGACAGAUCAGGGCAAAACUUGUCUUGCUGGUGGGAGUUCUUGGUCUGUUGGUCCUCCAUCUCUGUAAAGACUUUAUUGACCACAAACACAUCUACUUUAAUCUAGAUGUGAGAGACAAUGAGGACCAAAUAAAGCAACCCACAACAAGGAGCUCCGAUGUGUACUCCUGGCCAAAAUGUCCAAGAAAUACAUCUGCUGACAACAUCACAGGCUUCAGCUCUCUUCCUGGUGAUAUAAAAGACUUUCUCUAUUAUCAACACUGUCGCCAUUUCCCCAUGCUGCUGGACCUUCCUGACAAAUGUGGGGGAGUUGAUAAAUCUGCAGAAGUCUUCCUCCUGCUCGUCAUUAAAAGUUCUCCUUUGAACUACGAGCGCCGAGAGGUGCUGCGUAAAACCUGGGCUAAAGAGAGGUUACAUAAUGGUGUGUGGAUCCGAAGAAUCUUCAUCACAGGAACGAUGGAUACUGGAUUUGAGAAAGAGAGACUAAACAAACUACUUGAGCUGGAGCAACGAGAGUAUAAUGACAUCCUCCAGUGGGACUUUAAUGAAAGAUUCUACAACCUCACCUUGAAGCAGAUAAUCUUCCUGGAAUGGAUGGAAAGAAACUGUCCUAACGCUCGCUUCCUGUUUAAUGGUGAUGAUGACGUAUUUGCCAACACAAACAAUAUGGUUAUUUAUCUCCAAGGCCUCAAAGACAAUGACGGAGGCAAGCACCUCUUUACUGGACAUCUGAUCCAGAAUGUGGGGCCCAUUAGAUCAUCAUCAAGCAAGUAUUUUAUCCCAGUUCAGGUACAGGAAUCAAACUCAUAUCCCCCCUACUGUGGUGGUGGGGGCUUCCUCCUGUCUGGCUAUACAGCUUUGGUCAUAUACAAUAUGUCCAAGUCCAUAACUCUACUCCCCAUUGAUGAUGUUUACAUGGGGAUGUGUCUGGCUAAAGCAGGACUAAGUCCUUCUUCUCAUAUGGGUGUGAAGACAUCAGGACUUCACAUUCCCUCAAGCAAACUAGAUCAAUACAAUCCUUGCUUUUAUAAAGAAGUUUUACUGGUACACAGAUUCCUUCCAGCUCACUUGUACCUUAUGUGGCACAGAAUACAUGAUCCCAAUCUGAAAUGUGGUCCCUCCAAGAAAAUGCUUCAGCAGCAUAAAACUGUAACUUAAAGGUGGUGACAGAGCAUGUUGACACUUUGAUUCCUGCACCAGCUCUUAGGUUGUGAGUACAGGCAUGACCUUUAUCAUUCCAUCAUGAGAAAAGGUUUGAACUAUUUUUCUACCGUGGUUCAGCUGCAGGCUUGGGCAUGUUCAAAUGGAACUGUUUUAAUUCUCAAUGUCAUCACUGCGGGGGAGCAGUCAGCCUGACUUAAAUGAGUCUGCAGUGGGUAGUGGAGUUUUCACAUCCUGUGUUGGUGAGAGACUUUCACUGCAAUCAAAAAUGGGUUUUGCAAAACUUGCUUCAUAUCAGGCUUCAUUGUUGGCUACAUCUGAGCUGACAAAUACAUAGCACUGACAAAUGAUUACCAGUUCUUAUUUAUGGCUGAUAUGUUGGGACAUUAAUUUCUAAAUGUUACACCUUUAUUUAUCAGUUUGUCUAAUGCUUAUUACUGUGAAGAUACCAUACACAAACAGUUGUUCACUGCCAGAAACAGGGUUGAUGAGAGCCAUGAGAUGAAACCAUAUAUUAAGUUUGCAGUCUGCAAAAUGUAAACAACACACAAAACAACAACCAUCAGGCCUCUCUCACUUUACAUGGGGUAAUUUCACAUUCAAUGAAAAUUAUUGAUUAAUGUAGCUUUAAGCUGUUGGUGAAACCAAACUAUGCACAAAUGUUCAUCAUAACAUCUGUACAUCUGUACAUCUUGAAAAUCUCAACCAAAGCUACAGACAUUAACAUGUCUAGCUAACUAUCUUACCAAUGUGACAGCCGCUCUGCUUGGUUCGCCCUGCUGUUGCUCUGUUGCUUCCGUCUCCAGGGUUGCAGAGCUAUCAGAGGUUAAUCAGCGCCCUGUGCACUGAUAUAGAAACAACACCCACCUCUAGUACUUUCAAAUACUCCUUAUUUUUAUAAACAAUGUGAUGGAAUAAUCUUUACAAGGGGUCUCUUGUAAGAAUUAUUAUGCAAAAUUGCUGUAUGCUUUUAGAACUUUGGGAGUUGAUUAAAAGUGGAUUUCCAUGUCUUUUUUUUAACAGUAGUCUGUUGAUUAAAUACAGAAAUAUCGAAAUCAAAUUUAUAUUUAUUCUGCUAAGAAUGUGUUAUACUGCAUAUUGUGAUAUUUUUUUAUUAUUAAUGGAUUUAAGAUGAAUAUGUGUACUGCAUAUAUCAAACAUGUAUAUAUAAAAAAAAGAAAGUUAUGUUGUUGUCCAUAAUGUGUUUUCAGACCUUUUCCAGAGCACACCUGAGGUGUAUAUAUGUAUAUACACAUAUAUGCGAUAGCCAGUGUUCAGCUGUAUACAUUCCAACACCAUUAAGUGAGUUUUUGCAAGUGAACUCAAAUUAAAGAAAAUGAAUGUGCAGCACCAGGUACAUGGGACCUCUUUGCAUAAUACUAGCCUGUAUGAAAUUCCCGUUUGAGAACAUGAAAAGAGACUUACUGACUACCUGAGAACUUUUUCUCUUCUCAAUGAAACAACCACAAACUCACAGUAACCGAAGGAGUGUUUCUUUGCUACCUGAGAUGUGGGCAGGAGUUCAAAGGCUGGGAUGUGUGUAUAGAUACUGAGUGAGAUCAGAGUUCACGAACUUCCAUUUGAGUUAACUAUUAAUAUUGUAGAAUGGAAAACCAUUAGGUUAUUACCGAACUAGGCUGUGCUUUAUCAAAACAAGUGCACUCUGAUAAACCCUCUCAUAAUAGUCUUGUGUGUCAAGGAACAAACAAAUGUUAUGUGUGGGCGGUGAAUGGUUACACUAUAUUCCAUCAUUUAAGGUUUGUGUGAGUGCCUCCUUCUAAUGACAACAUGAGAGGAAUAUUAUCUAAAGGCUCAAUCAAAUGUGGUUCCUAUUUUUAAGAAAGCAAUAUGUUGUGUGGCUUGCAGCUGAAAGAACACAGUAUUGUUAUUUGUUCUGUUAGAGAUUUUUUGCAAAUGUUUUAUAUAAAGUGAAGAUCAUGUGACUAGAGCUAAAUACAGCGUGAGGUUGAAAGCACCUGCUGAAAUGGACAAAUUUAGGGAAUUGAUGUGCCACUAUUUUUUCAGAUUGAUGAAUGUGAGAUCUUCCUCUUAAGGAAAUAGUGGACGUAUCUUUAAAUGGACAUAUUGGAGGUAUAACCAGAUGAAACCUGUAAUAGCUUGUGUCCUGCUAUUGUUUCCUUGUAGUCAGGUCAAUCUGUUAACCUCUUACUGCUUUUCUAUAUUGUUGGAUUUGAUAGAUAUUACACUGUGUCUCUGGAAUUUGUAUUUUCCUCUAGACAAGGAUUUUGCACACCGGUCAGAUAGUGAAGUGACAUUCCAAUAAAAAAA